Drosophila suzukii is the source of this 2477-nucleotide messenger RNA. The record is from RefSeq and is a predicted model, not a curated record. NCBI's taxonomy places the organism in Eukaryota, Metazoa, Arthropoda, Insecta, Diptera, Drosophilidae.
ACCGAAAGCUAAAUAUUUGCAUGCCCAAGGAAAUCACUAAAAUGGCCGCCCCAUCAAACGGAAAAAAUUGUCAAGCAAUGUAUAAAUUUGGAACAUCAAGUCCACAAUGAACAUUUUGAAGAGAAGCCGUGUGCUGAAUCGAAAUUGUUUGCGGGAAAAGAUUCAGAGCCUUUCGCCUCUCCUGCGGACUUUGGACUUUGGACCUCCGAACAAGGACUCUGUAUUCAAGGCCACUUGGAGCUACUAUGCCAGCGACUGUCAGGAGCGACUGUCGAACAUUCGCAGGCGCAUUGAACAGAACGCUAGAAUAAUGGCUCCAAAAAAGGGACCCCUUUCUGUGGACUUGAAGCUACCCUUUAAUGAGAGCCAGUUGCCAUCAGGAUUAGAUUGGGAUGAGCACAUCUACCAGGAACUGGUGUCCUGUUUUCGAAAUGCAGAAAGCACGGAUUCAAUCAAGAAAACCACGGUGAAGCGUUCGAAAGUCCAAAGGUUUUUCGACAAGGGCAAGUUUUCCACUCCAGAACAAUGGAUUUCCUGGAAGCGUGAGGAACAGCAAGUGCAUCAAUUGCUUAAAAAGUCCUACGAUCCCUACUUGAAAGAGGAAAUGUCCAAAAAGCUAGAACAUUUACAAAAGCUCACAAAGCGACGACCUUUAGUUGUGCUUCCAAAUCAGGAAGAAACACUUGAAAAACCAAGGAAAUUACUGCCAAAGAAAAGAAAAUUACGCCAAAAGUACAAGAAUAAAACAAAGUCAGAGAUACACCAUGCUAUAAAAAGCAACACAAAAAUGGAAGAUAAAUAUAUAAAUUCAAGAAAAGACCUCUCAAAGUCAGCAACAGAAAACAAGUACUCUAUAAACACAAGAAAUAACGCAAAUCACCUCGCAGAUAGAUAUAAACCCUCGUCAGCUAAUUUGAUUAAAAAAAGUAGCACAAAAAUUGGGGAUAAUAAUAAAAACUCUUUAAGUUCAAGAAACAGUAUAAAGAAUACAGCAGUUAUAACUUCACGGAGAACCCUUUUAAAGUCGGCUAGUAAAAGUAAAUCCAAUAUUCAAUUCACUUCUGCUAAUUUGACAAUGAGCAGAUUUUUCGCCGAACAUCCGAGCUUGGAAAAUAUCCCUAGCUCAAGACUUUCUACUUAUACCAGUCGUCCAGUACGUAGACCUACACAAAAGAAUAGUGAUAGUAGCGAUGAAGAAGAUGGAAUAUACGGCAUUGAUGAUGAAAGGGAAUCCAAACUGUUAAAACUCAAAGAUCGAAACUUAAAAAUAUCGACGACAACGAAAAAAAGGAAAAGUAAAUAUCGAAAAUAUCAAGAGCUAAAGAAGAUCCUAGAUCUAAAAGAUCAAGAAGGUUCUAAUGAUAUACCUUCGAUAAGUGAGCCUUCACAGAACAAUAGCGAAGUAAGCUCGAAAAAAGAAAAUAUGACAAUAGCUGAAAAGCCAAAAUCCGAGGAGAGCCUACAAAUAGACGAACUACAAUUAUUUAAGAUCCCAAAAGGCAACCAAAAUACUGAAGAACGAAGACAGAGUUUUGUUUCUAAGGGAAAGUCCCACUCUGCAAGCAAUCAAUACAUCCACGAAAUCUUGAAAGGUCUGAACAAAAGUAAUCCAUCACUUUUCGGGGGCUUUAAGGAUAAAAAUGCCAGUUCAAUCUUUUCAUUUUACAGGGGUCAAAUAACAAAUCAGAAAAUGGACAAGAGCGUGAUUAGUGGCGGUUGGUCUAUAAACAUAAAACCACAUUCAAUUGUUAACCCAAAGGUUCCAAAGAAUUUUAUAUUUAGAAAGAAAGCCCAUCCUGAAAAGGUAAUAAAAAGUGAUGAAAUCGAAUUGCCCGAGAACCCUGAAAAUCAGAGUGUUCGGGGAACCAUUUUGGACCUAUUACAUAAAAAGACACCGGAAAGUCUAUUUCGUUCCAAAAAUGAUUCUGAAGAUGAAAUUCACUUGAAUGUAGAAUCGAAACCUAUAGUAAUUGCCGAUAUAAUAUCUCAGUUUUUGGACUCUUAUGGCUCUGAAAUAAGUUUUAAUCAAUCAUAUCCUGAUUUGUUUAAAUCCAAUGUGUAUGAGCAGAUUUCAGCUAUGAGUGUCCUUGAAAUAAAACAGCCCAAGGAGAAAAAGAAACGCGAGGUAAAGAAAGUAAUAGAAGUGAAAAGGAUGCCAUCGAAGCACAUUGUCUGUUCCUUGUGCAAUUUGGUUAGGAGGAGACAAUCCGAACUACGACCUUAUAUGCACAGGAUGCAGAAACAACGCCAGCGAUUGGAUCAAAAGACCUACUAUGCCCAGAAUUUAUCGAAAUGUCGGCGGGAUCCACAACAGUAUGCCCUGGAAAAAGAGAAGAGAGCCCAUAUCCGCAAGGUUCUAUCGAAGUGUUACCAAGCCCUGGAUCUUUGCCACCAGAUUGUGGAACAAAAGAUCUUACAAAAAUCUGAGGGAUGUUAGCUGGGAUAAAAGAUUUAAAUAUGUUUGUUCUGGAAAGUGA